Messenger RNA from Seminavis robusta, 2846 nucleotides. The record is from the annotation of a GenBank genome assembly. NCBI's taxonomy places the organism in Eukaryota, Bacillariophyta, Bacillariophyceae, Naviculales, Naviculaceae.
CAAUUUUGGAAGCAUGGCAGAGGUUGGCCGGGUGCAAAGCUGACAAGCUGACAACAGCAGUCACGCAACAAAGAUACCGCGACCGUGAUGGAGUGCAUGGCAUCUCAAUUCUAUUUGUUCUAUUGCUUCAUCGCCGAGGACAAGCCAAACCGCGCCGUUCUCGAGAGCUCAAAUAGCAGAGACGAAGCCUUGUCUUCUACAUUGCCAUGAUUCGUGUAAAGAUCCGAUACAACAGCCCAUCGGCACAGGGGAAAAUUCUGCGCUUUGAUGAGUCCAUGAAGUUCCAAGCUUUGCUUUCCAAAAUCCUAAGGAAAUUGGGCAUCCAAAGCAGUGAACAUGACCUGAACCAGUUCCAACUGUUAAUGGAUGGCAACGUGGUUGUGGAGGACACAAGUGAGCUUGAUGAUGGUGAUGACCUCAUCGUGAAGAAGGUCAACAGCUUUAGUAGCGAGGAUUCCGAUCCUAGUAUACCAGGCAAAGAGCGAUCCGGCACUUCCAAACAGAAGGCCAAACAAACGAUGCCGAAAAAGAAAAGUAUGGAACGAAAAGAUCCAAAAUGCACAAACCAACAAUCUGAUAGCGCAACUGCCGUCGACAAGACAGAAGAAGGCCCAAGCGAAGAGCAUCAAGCGCAACCAAAGGUGGAUACCAAUGCACGAAACGCCGCCAAAAUCAAGAACAGGCCCAGGGACAACGACCGGAAAGAGAAACCGAGGCAGGAAAAGGCGAAUCGGUCUGGGAGACGCCCGCGCAAGAGCGACGUUCCACCUCCUGACCGAGUGAAAAGUCUAAGUGAAUGGGCAGUCUAUGAGACCACAUCCUCGGAGGACAGCAAGGAUCCCGACUUUGAAGCUUCUGAUACCACCACCACUACCUCCACCAGUUCUUCAAGUGAUGAGGACUCUAGUGAUUCCAGCGAAGAGGAGGACGCACAAGAGACAGUAAGAAGGGACCAGAGAAGCAAAUCAGGGACCGAGAGGACACAGACCGUGGGACAUGGUCAGUCUACUUUUGAGGCAGACACUUCUACAGUACAUGGUCAACGCUUCGAACACGCCAUUUCUUCUAUGACGAGGCAUCCAGGUGCCAGAGAAUCCUUCUACAACCGUGAUGAUGCUGUUCCUGAUGCCCCCUCAAGUGACGGAGUCUUGCGCAAUACAGAUGAUCUUGAAGCUGCAGAGAGACAACAUGCGUCAGAAACUGAGUGGAGCUCGAAUCCUGUCUCCGACGAGCCCACAAACCGCACUAGAAUUCACACAGAAGAUCAACCUACAGCCGAAGAACCUGCUGCGACCUCGACAAGCACCGCAAUAAAAACAGAACCCUCCUCUGACAGUGAACACAUUUACGAAGAUACCUCUGCCAACAAUGGCGGACUUAAAACAACGGUUGUCAACACAAGCGGACUUACCGGUACACUGCGGGUUCAUCUCCCGGGCCGCCAGGAACUGGCAACCGAGGAAAGGAAAGUGGCGCACAACAACCGGCAAAUACCUCCGGAUCCCAGGGGUGACAGAGUUGCCACUCCUGACGUGGACCGCAUUCUUCCAGAUGAAAUAUGGAGCACAGGCAACGCUAGAUCAGCAGGGCGGCCUGGGAUGUCUACCAUAACUGAAUUGGCUCUGGAGGACACAAGCGGAGGUCCUGGCACCCUGAGGCGACAACAAAGAAGCGAAAGUGAACAUCGAUCGAGCAAAGAGAUGACUUACCAGACCGCCUGGAAGGAACCUUCUUUACCAGAGGCAUCCAUUGCUGCUUCCGAACCAGUGCCACCCGCUGCUGCGUCCGAACCAGUGCCACCCGCUGCUACGUCCGAACCAGUGCCACCCGCUGCUACUUCCUCAAACGCCGAUUCGGACAUGCCCGCCCUUUCACAUGCUCCCAAGAGGCACAAUGUGAACCUCAAUUCGUUCGUUGUGCAAGCGGUUGCUGGUAGCGGGCGAAUAUCACCAAAGUCGGUGUUCAUAUAUCAGACGAAGAAUCAGCGUCCGUAUCCAAAUGCAAAGGCGGCCAUUUGGUACCGAUGCGGUAUUCAAUGGUUUGAUUGUGCUGUCGACGACGAAGACCCACGAAUUCAUUGGCCCAGUGCAAACUUCGAGCUCUGGCGGAGUCUCGACAAGCCUUUCAGUUCCAUCAUAGGGAUCCCCGACGGUUACAGAUGGUUUGCAAGCAACGCUGAAGCCAAAAUGUAUGCUUCUCUUUCCUUUAUUCUUUACCACAAAGAACAGUUUGGGGGUGAUACAUCUUUGAAACGAUUCCUUGAGAUACCAGCAUCCCCGACGGAAGUGAGCCCAUUCGAAGGCAUCGCUUCUCAUUGCGUGUUUGUAGAUCCGACAGGCAGGAAAAUUGCUGUGGGUGUCAGAGACAACGACGGUGCGACCGGGUAUUUCUUGGUCGAUGAGGAAGGCAACCGAGCUAGCGAGGUCCUCAAGCUCCCUAUUCUAGGAACCGCAACACGCGCUGGGAACUACGCUAACCAAAAAGUUCCAUACCGCGGCAUCAUUCGCCACUUGGGUCCCUUUGACCGAGAAUCACGCUGCUACCUAGGGUGCAUAUACAACUUGAAAGUGAGAUGGUCUGAUGGCUCUGUCAGCAACGAGCCUCUGACAGCUUUCGCGGAGGAUGCGUGGAAUGAUUGCGUUGAGUAUGCGAGGAAACACAAUCUGCUCUCCAAGAAAGGCUGGAAAUUUUUGAAUGGCAGGAAGAACCACAUGCGUCCAGGCAACGGCGAUACCAGGCACAAUGAGAAUGCCUCUCAUGGUCGGGGCUAUUAUGUUGGGCAUGCUAAAAGGGUCGAAAAGAGCUACGAUCGUUCGGAGAAUUCGAAACGCCCACGCCGCUUCUGA